Rubroshorea leprosula is the source of this 1792-nucleotide messenger RNA. NCBI's taxonomy places the organism in Eukaryota, Viridiplantae, Streptophyta, Magnoliopsida, Malvales, Dipterocarpaceae. The record is from the annotation of a GenBank genome assembly.
AACCAUUUUCCGUUUCCGUUUUAUUUUCACGAUUAUUUAAUAUUUCAAUUCCACUGAAAACUGACUAGAGUUUUUCUCUCUCUAUUUUCAAGCCCAGGAUGAUUCAUGUGUUCUUUCUCUAGAUGUUGCAAUUGUCUCUAUAAUUAGCUUCUAUUGGGUUAUAAUCGAAUUGGGUUUAUUGUAGUUUCUGUGGUAGUUGAGAUGGGAUUGAAAUUGUGGUAGGCAAUUUAGUGGGAUGUACAGCAAAAAUGGAUGAUGGGUUUUUGCUUGAAACCAAGGAGCAUAUCAUUAGGCGAGGGAAUUUUGAUUUUUGCUUCUUGCUGUUUGGUAUAUGAUAUCAUUCAACUUGGACUUUUAGGAAUAAUGCUGUGAACUUUUUUCUCUAUAUGGGGUUCUACUUUUGCCCUUGACAUGUGUAGUUGUAAUUUGAGUCUUGGCCACAUUUAUUGUAUGGGGAAUUCCUUUUUGUAUUGCUUCUUGGAAGAUCAUGAUGUAUUCUGGUUUUUAUGCUUUGGGUGGGUGGAAGAAAAUUUGUUCAUUUUUCAAUAAUUACUUUUAGUAGUACCAUGAAAAUUACUAAAUCUUUGGACCCAGUGUAGGCAUAGUGUAGCUUUUUAUAUCUUCAGGGUUUAAUUGUCUUGAAGUGUUGAAUUGACAACUCUUAUUGUAUGAUGUUUAUGCCUAUGGUCGACAUAUUUCUUGGGUACUUAGUCUGGUUCAGUGAAUUUAAAUGAAUAUUUCAUGAUAUAGCCACAGCCCAUGAAAAUAGUGUUGAAGAACUUUAGAGUUGCAUUUUUCUAACAUCUAUCCAUCCAAAAUUAAUAUCUUCUUUUGUUUACUGAUGUCCUGUUGCUUUGUCUGGAACAUCAGCCUCUUUUAGUAAUUUCACAGAGGAAUCAUAGUGAUGUACUUAAGAAGCGCAAAAAUCAGAGAGUCAUUCUGCAAAAUUCUCAACAUUUUGCAAUUCAAAGAAAAAUUUAGGUGUUGGAAAGUGGAGACACAGAUGUUUUGAGUAUGGGUCCUUUGCAUCUUGAAUUAGUUCAAUGCUACACUGGAUGUUUAUUGAUUAGUUUUUACUGUUUUCCUAACCUAUUGGGCUUUUGUUGUUGGCUUAAUGGGGGGCUCAUCAUUUCUUGGUUAAAGUUGGUAACGAGCUCUUCUGUAAAGACAUCUAGAGUCUCUGCACCUUGUUAAUUGUUAUGAAGAAUGAAAUAGAAUCUCAAAUAUUUGGUUCCCCUUGUUUCUCAGAGACACCCAUCUCACAUUGAAUAGGUUAACUGUUCCCAAACCUCAUCAAAAUUCAAAAACAUUAGUUCCUUUCUUCCAGGCUAGGAGAUUAUGUCUUGACUCCUGAAAGACUGGAAAGCGUCUUUCUUUGAGGGCCAAGAAGUGGUUGGCCUACCAGCCUUUGGGGUCUAUUACAUGGGGUUUUAUUAAUCAACCUUAUAUUUAGAACCCAAGUUGAUGUAGACUAGGAUAUCAUCCUUAAGUCUUGCUCUGUGAUUAUGUGACACAUGAUAAUGCACUAGGGGUCUAUUUAACAUGCUUUGGCCAGCAUUGAUAACAAAAUUAUGUGACAUGUACAUCACAAAGUAGAAAGAAUUUGCUAUGUGGAUGGAAAUAUGUCUUCGCUUUGUUUGCCAUGUAGAUAGAAAUAUGUUUUCACUUUGUUUGCUAUGUUAGUUGCUAUGUGGGUUAGAAGAGGUACGUCCAAUGUAUGUUUCAUAGAAAUUCAUUGUUAGGACAAAAAACUAGAUGAGCUAAAGCUAGCUGGAAUCCUCACUGGAUAUCU